Molecule: messenger RNA, 3312 nt
Organism: Jaminaea rosea
Lineage: Eukaryota; Fungi; Basidiomycota; Exobasidiomycetes; Microstromatales
Exons: 1
Coding region: 1-3312 (1103 amino acids)
Biological process (GO): methylation
Molecular function (GO): S-adenosylmethionine-dependent methyltransferase activity
Source: RefSeq, a predicted model, not a curated record
AUGGUCUUUACCGGCAGCGAGUCUGCUGUUGCGGGGCCCUCGUCCCUCGUCGACGUCGCACUGAUGCAGAGGCAGCACUGCAACGCCAAUCGCCCAUCUUCCUCGUCCUCGUCGAUGCCCCCUCGCCGGCAGUCCGACUCGACGCUCACCGGCAGGGAGAGAAUCGACCUCGACGAAGACGGCAGAGCAAAGCUGCGAAGAUGGGCAGCAGAAGCACUCGAAGCUCCACCACCACUCAUGGUCCCCUGCGAGCCCACGAAACCUGCGAGGCCUCUGCAGAGCGCCACGUCCCUGGGACGAUCGAGUCGACCUCGCUCAAGAUCACCUGUUGGGUCAACAUCAGUAGUCGACCCAGAGACCCUGUCUCUUCGUCGCAAGUCCCUCUUCGUCGAACAGACGCUCUCGCCAGGCGCACUCUCAUCACUACCAGACGAGCGCCCGCGGUCCUCAGUCACCACUCCAACAGCAACUAGCUUUCCCUCAGCAGCUACAAUGAUGCCCUCCAGCUCGUCACCAGCUCUCGGUCUGGCGCAGAGACGGCUGCAGUCUGGCCGACUCGAUGAGAACCUCGUACAGCGAAUAGCGACACCAGCGCCCGACGUCCAAGUGGCCAGAGGACCAGCCUCAGCCCUGUCAUCAGAGACUACACCAAGGCCGAGACCGGGGAAGGCUGCCAAUCUGCAUUCUCUUCCACGACUCAAGACCGUCAAGAUGCAAGAGCCAGGCACUCCGAGGGGUCACAGCGCCAUUGCAAGCACGUACGACUCGCCUCGGUCGACGACGUCUACCUGCGAAAGCGACGAGGACCGGGCCAUUGUAAUGACGCCCCUUGACGACGCUCUCCCAUCAGCGCGCUACGAGUCUCCUCUAGCAUCAGCAGGCAACGGCACACCCCCACUCAACACAUUGACAGACGCUCCUGCCGAUCGAUUGGGCUCAUCUCUUGGGCUCGAGACGCUUGGGCGAUCGCAUGAGAGUCCUAUUAGCACGUACAUCGCCUCCGGUCGUCGUGGUAGCGCAUCGCUCGACCAUUCUCCAUCACCUCUCCGCCCUCUUACCGCCUGCGAGGACAAUCACGCUUCUGUUCCUCCCCUCUCCCGCUCGACGCUCAUGGACCUGGGCUCCGUCAAAGGAUUGACUCCACCUUACCUCGUCGAAUCAGCCACCCCCGGACAAGGUCACAACGCAGUCUCAUCAGCCGCCGAGAGCAGCAAUGUCGUCUCCGCUGGCCUCGAGAUGGGUCUCGGCGUCAGCAUGGCUACUGCAGCUCUGGCCGCCAAUCUACCCGCUCAUGCCUCGGGUCUAGGCAACUUCGCCGACCCGCGACAUGCUCGUUUGCCGAUGUCGCGAGGGUUUGUCGACCCCUUGCCGCAGUCUGAGGGUCUCAGAACCACCGACUCAGAGGUCUCAGGGUUGCGUGAAAUGGUCCACCACGACGAGGCCUCCUACUACGCAUCGGCCGACACGGCAGACUUGUCGCGCCGCAAAACGACUGGCUGGGAUGCAGGCAAGAUCAGAAGGGACCUGAGCAAGCGUCACAGGGCAGAGACGCAUGACGAGGUCGUCUCUCAGAAUGCUGCUCUGAUACGUCAAGCAACGCAGCAUGCAGCGCCGCUAUCCCGCGACGUCGCAACUGCCAAAGAGCAGCAGCAGCAGCAGCUCAACUACGUCAGCCCCGUUCGGCCAAUGGUCUCUCUGCUCCCGGGCGAUCUGUCCGAUCCCUCAAGGCCGUCUGGGUCGAGUACCGUCUCGUCGUGGGACAGCCGCAGCACCCACGCGCGAGCAUCGCGUACUGGUAGUGCGCAGCUGGACACUCCAUCUCUCAGCGGGCGUGCUAUGUUGUCGCCGGACGUCAACCCGCUCACCGACAUGCGAGGGGGCAUCUUGGGUGGCGGCGGUGGAGGAGCAGAGAUGAACGAAGAUGUUAGAGUCACCAAGGCAAGAGAGGCAAUGUUGCGAGACGCUGCGUAUGGCGCGCAAGCUAGUGGAGGCAACAACGGCGGCUUGAUGGGAAGCAAUGUCGGCGGACACUUUGGACCAGGCGUUCGUGCAAAGGUCAUCGAGGUUCUCGACCCGCUCAUCGCUUCGGUACCCAUGACCGGCGAGGAUGGCGAGACCUUCAAUCUCGUCGAGUACGGAUGUCUCAACUCGCGCUCCAUCCCAGUCAUGCAGCUCAUCAUCUCCAAGUUUGCCCAGCGGGCAGCGGAUGCUCGUCGAACUUCUGGCAUGGACCUCGCUACCGUGGGCGAGGACAGCGAUCUUCGGCACGGCAGGAGUGGAACGUUGCAGCCGAGGGGACACAGUCACCGCCACAUCGAGCCAGAACAUAGCCGCGCCAGCUUCACUGUUCUGCACGAGGAUGCUGGCACGCUGGACUUCCGGCCUGUGAUUCAGAGCCUCGAUUCUCGAUCGGACUCGUACCUCGAUUCGCAAUGGCAGGCAAGCCACAAGCCCUCCCUCCAGGACUGCGUCUUCUCCUCCUUUGUCGGCCGACCAUUCGCCUCGCGCAUCGCCCCGCCCAAGACGAUGCAUUUCGGCAUCAGCCUCAUGGACAUGCACUGGACACAUACACCAUCGAACAACGUUAUGCCAAUGGCCACCACCUCACAUGCAGAGCUCGUCACUUUCCUGCGCGCUCGCUCUCACGAGUUUAAGACGGGAGGCGUACUUGUCGUCGCCUUUCUCGCUCGCUCCGAGGAUGCAGCAUCCCUGACGCGCAAGAAGAGCCUCACGAGCGCCGUGUCAGGCCCUGGUGGAGCUGCUGGGAGUAAAGCGCCAUCGGACAUCUGGACGAAGCUCACCAACACGCUAGCGCCCUGCAUCCAGCGUCUCGUCUCAUGCGGAAUGCUCAAGAGCGAUGUGGCUCGCUUCCUUCUCGACUUGCCACUGCACCCGCGCACGCCACGACAGACGUGCAACGCGCUCAACUCGCUGCGCAACCUCUGGGGCGUUGAGUGGAGUUGCGGUCUUGGAUUGGAGGCGUCCAAUCCAAGCAGCAGUAGCAAUCCCAACCUCCCGCCCAGCGAGGCAUCCCCUCUCCGCAUAGCUCAUCCAGCGUGGAAAGCUUUCCAAGCCGGCACGCUCAGCAAGGUGGCCCUGACGGAGCACAUGCUGAUGCUCUUCAAGAACCUCUACGAGGCGCACUUCCGUACCGUUCUCCGUGAGCGGGGCAAGUUGAGCAAGGGUGCGGCUGAGUUCGUGCUCGAUUCUUUGUGGGAUAUCUUGUCGAGCAAGAUCGACGAUCAGCAUCCGCAUAGCACGAUGGAGGAGGUGGAGAUAGAAGUCAGCAUCGUGGCGCUCAAGCGGUUGUGA